AUGGUUCAGCUGUGGGCUUUGCCGUUGUUUGCAUUUAUCACAGUCCUGAUUGAGAGAUCCAUAUAUGAUGAAUCUUUGAAUAUUUGCAGUGAACUAAAUGACACUGUUAUUGAGGCACAACUAAGGACAAGACAAGUUCCACCUCAACUUCCAACCAAGACUGCAAUUCAAAGUUAUCAGCAAUCAACUAAUCGAUUGCUCAUAUUGGGAUUCAGUGGAACUUUAACUGAACCAGUCGAGAAAACAGGUGAUCAGAUUAAGGAAAUGGAACUUAAGGUGCAUCCAAAACUGAGACAACCCUUGACAGCACUAUGCAGUGAUCCAAAUACCACAGUUGUUGUGCUCAGUGGAAGUGGUAGAAAAGUCCUGGAUGAUAACUUCAAAGAAUAUGACAUGUGGUUGGCGGCUGAGAAUGGAAUGUUUUUACAUCCUUCAAAGGGUGAGUGGAUGACGACAAUGCCAGAGCAUCUGAAUAUGGAAUGGCUUGAUAGUGUGAAGCAUGUUUUUGAGUAUUUCACAGAAAGAACACCUCGGUCACAUUUUGAUUAUGAAGAAAGAGAAACUUCACUUGUAUGGAAUUACAAAUAUGCAGAUGUUGAGUUUGGAAAGCUUCAAGCAAGGGACAUGCUGCAGCAUCUCUGGACAGGUCCAAUUUCUAAUGCAUCAGUUGAAGUUGUUCAAGGGAGCCGAUCUGUUGAGGUGCGAGCUGUUGGUGUUACGAAGGGAGCAGCCAUUGACCGCAUCUUGGGUGAGAUAGUGCACAGUAAAUCAAUGACAUCACCAAUUGAUUAUGUUCUUUGCAUAGGACAUUUUCUGGGGAAGGACGAAGAUAUUUAUUCAUUUUUUGAGCCAGAUCUUCCUUCUAUUGGUGUGGGCCUUCCGCGAAGCAAGGUAACAUCAGAUGGAGUUAAGUUUCCUGUUGAGAGGAAACCGUGUUUGAAGGAACCACCAACUAAGAGCGGACCAAAGUCAUCUCAAAAUAAGGCAACACGACCAGUGUCAAAUUCUGAGAAGAAAUCAAACAAUCAUAUCUCCAUUACACCACGAAGGGCAGCACCUGAAAAGGUUUCAUGGAACGUCCUCGACCUUAAGAAAGAGAAUUACUUCUCUUGUUCCAUUGGACGAACUCGAACAAAUGCUCGGUAUACGCUUGAUUCAUCCGACGAUGUUGUUUCAUUUCUGAAGGAACUAGCUAAUGCUUCUAUCCGAACGUAGAAGUGAGUCAAAAUACUGCACCUUGGCACAGGGAGGAUUCUGCAGAGUCCAAUUCAGUGCGAUCACUCUUCCACGCAUUCACACAUUCAGUGUAUUUAUAACUGUUGCGUGAAAAUCAGACUGUUUAUCUCAUACGUGUUUUACAUCAGUCUGCUUAUAAAAUAUUAGUCAUCAGAACUUCAUCCCACAGUUCCUAGUUGUUGAAUGAAUGAAUGCGUGUAAAGAAAGAAUCCGAAUUCGGUA
Molecule: messenger RNA, 1458 nt
Organism: Vigna umbellata (rice bean)
Lineage: Eukaryota; Viridiplantae; Streptophyta; Magnoliopsida; Fabales; Fabaceae
Source: RefSeq, a predicted model, not a curated record